Messenger RNA from Dermacentor andersoni, 2440 nucleotides. RefSeq lists its product as uncharacterized. Gene Ontology annotation, cellular component: nucleus. Gene Ontology annotation, biological process: regulation of transcription by RNA polymerase II. The record is from RefSeq and is a predicted model, not a curated record. Gene Ontology annotation, molecular function: RNA polymerase II cis-regulatory region sequence-specific DNA binding; DNA-binding transcription factor activity, RNA polymerase II-specific. Lineage: Eukaryota; Metazoa; Arthropoda; Arachnida; Ixodida; Ixodidae.
CUAUCAUUUAUUUUGUGAGUGAGCUGUCAUGCUGUGUUUAAGUACGUGGUGAGCGAGCAGGUAAUCAAACUCACUUCCCUGCUGCUCUCGCUUACGAGCACCUUCAAAGCUUCUGCUGAUGUUAAUUGUGUCCGUCAAGAUCUAGCCGAUCUUUGCGCCGUUGACAACAAUUAGCUGCAAGUUCUGAUUGCUGCUGGGUGGCUCAGUCUAGAAUCUGGCCUUACAAAUGCGAUGAGCCUAGCUGAAAGCAUCACUGCCAAAAUGCCAUGCCACACCCCUUCAAAGGUUGUUGGUCUGGUCGAUUUUGGCAUGCAGUGCAGCUUGCCUCUGGCUGACAAGUCUGUCGGCUGCUCGUUGAAACCAGGGAGCGAGUCUAGGAGCGUGCAGACUACGGAGGCUUUGGAACAGUUAAGCUCCACCUCAGCUUCGAGGCCUUGUAUUUCUCCAUCCACUGCCAAAUGUGACAACUCAAGGCAAGGAUGCCUCCACCGAUGUCACCUGUGUGACUAUGAGGCUAAUGAACUAUUUCUUCUGGAAGCACAUGCCAGUGUCCAUACUGCCGAGAAGCCGUUUGAAUGUCCUUCAUGUUAUCAGAGCUUCUCAAGCAAGGGUCACCUGCAAGCCCAUGUGAUCAACACACACACCGGCGAGAAGCCAUACCAGUGCCCUUUCUGUUCUCAGGGCUUCUUCUACAGAUCCCACUUAAGCAAUCACCUGCGCAGCCACACUGGUGAGAAGCCAUAUCACUGCCCUUCAUGUUCUCGGAGCUUCUCACGCAAGGGUAGCCUGAGUGCCCAUGUGAUCACCCACAAUGGCGAGAAGCCAUAUCAGUGCGCUUCAUGCUCUCAGGGCUUUCUAUACAGGUCACACUUCAACAAUCACCUGCGGAGCCACACAGGCGAGAAGCCAUAUCAGUGCCCUUCAUGCUCUCAGAGCUUCUCACGAAAAGGCAAGCUCAAUCAGCACCUGCGCAUCCACACAGGCGAGAAGCCUUUUAGGUGCCCUUCAUGCUCUCAGAGCUUCUCAUUCAAGGCCUACCUGAAUGCCCACCUGCGCACCCAUACAGGUGAGAAGUCGUAUCAGUGCCCUUCAUGCUCUCGGAGCUUCUCACACAAGGGUCACCUCAAAGUCCAUAUGCGCACCCACACAGGUGAGAAGCCAUAUCAUUGCCCUUCAUGCUCUCAGAGCUUCUCGGUAAAGAGCCACCUGGAAACCCACCUGCGCACCCACACAGGCGAGAAGCCAUAUCAGUGCCCUUCAUGCUCUCAGCGCUUCUCACGCAAGUGUCACAUGAAAGUCCAUAUGCGCACCCACACAGGCGAGAAGCCAUAUCAGUGCCCUUCAUGCUCUAAGAGCUUCUCAUUAAAGUGCAGCCUUAGGAAACACAUGAGGCAAGAAGCCAUUUCAGUGCCCACUCAGCCUUCAGAGAUUCUCGUUGCAGAAUGCCCUGAAGACACACCAGUGCAUUCAUACAGGUGACUGGCCAUAUAGUUUCACCAUCUUCUCCAGGUCCUCAUCACUUAAACAGACUUAAAAGAGCACAGCACCAUGAUACUGUAGGGUAGGUCAAGAAUCUCGUUGAACUAGAGUCUGAAUUAAAAAUCUACAUAUGUGCAACAUGUUACGUAGUGUUCUACAGCAUCAGGUAGCACAAGUGUCACCACAUGCUCCUAAGCGGAAGCUCUUGCUCGGGCCCCACUCCGAUGCCGCCUAUAUAGACGCAUGUAAAACGCAGUAAUGCUUUUCUGAGAUAACCAGUGGGCCGAUUAUAAGUAAAUUUCUUACAUCUGAGAGGUAAGAUUGAAUUCUGGCGACUGCUGGAAGCAGAUUUUUGGUUGAAGGCCUGAAUGUUAUAACAGGAAUUUACAAAGAUUGUUCAGCUUGAAAAAAAAAAUUGAAGCAAUAUGUUUAUAAAUUGUAGCUCUGCACCUGGAAUAGGUAUUGUAGUUCUGUAAGUUGUAUAUGAUAAUAAUCCAAAGUGUACAGAUUUGUUGUAUCAAUUUAUAUCUUUUGUGAACUUGUUACAUUGUUUUCGGGGACUUUGCAAAUGUCAUCAUCAUCAGCGUAUUUUACGUCCACUGCGGGUUGAAGGUGAUCUGCAAUUACCCCUGUCCUGUGCCAACCGAUUCAAACUAGGGCCUGCGAAUUUAUUUAUUUCAUCAGUCCCCUUUGUCUUCUGCCAUCCUAGACUGUGCUUCCCUUCUCUUGGUACCCAUUCUGUUACCCUAAUGCUCCAACGGUUAUCUAACACAUUACAUGACCUGCCCAGUUUCAUUUUUUUUCUCCUAAUGGGAAUUAGAAUAUAAACUAUGCCGAUUUGCUCUCUGAUCCAGACUGCACUCUUUCUGUCUCUUAACCUGAUGCCCAGCAUUCUUCGUUCCAUGGCUCUUUGCACGGUCCUCAACUUAUUCUCCAGAUUCAUUGUCAAUCUCUAAGUCUC